Pezoporus occidentalis (night parrot) is the source of this 1869-nucleotide messenger RNA. It is a transcript of the gene NELFCD, whose product is annotated as negative elongation factor complex member C/D. Gene Ontology annotation, biological process: negative regulation of transcription elongation by RNA polymerase II. Gene Ontology annotation, molecular function: RNA binding. Gene Ontology annotation, cellular component: NELF complex; nucleus. Bases 16 to 1767 code for a protein of 583 amino acids. The record is from RefSeq and is a predicted model, not a curated record. Lineage: Eukaryota; Metazoa; Chordata; Aves; Psittaciformes; Psittacidae. The transcript is spliced from 15 exons.
GGGGCGGGAGGAGCCAUGGAGGACGCUGAUUACUUCGAAGGGAGCGCGGCAGAGUGGGGGAACGAGGCAGACGGAGGGACGCAAGACGAUGAGGAUGGGGAGGGGGAAGAUGAUGCCGAAGUCCAGCAAGAAUGCCUGAAGAAAUUUUCAACCCCUGACUAUAUAAUGGAGCCGUCUAUAUUUAACACGUUAAAGAGGUAUUUCCAAGCAGGAGGUUCUCCAGAGAACGUUAUCCAGCUCCUCUCUGAAAACUACACUGCAGUGGCACAGACUGUAAAUUUGCUGGCAGAGUGGCUCAUUCAGACAGGUGUUGAGCCACUGCAAGUUCAGGAGACUGUAGAAAACCAUUUAAAGAGCUUACUUAUUAAGCAUUUUGACCCUCGGAAAGCAGAUUCCAUCUUUACAGAGGAAGGAGAGACUCCAGCCUGGCUUGAGCAAAUGAUAGCACAUACUACAUGGAGAGAUCUCUUCUACAAGUUGGCAGAAGCCCAUCCUGACUGUUUAAUGCUUAAUUUUACUGUGAAGCUUAUAUCUGAUGCUGGAUAUCAAGGGGAAAUAACCAGUGUUUCAACAGCCUGUCAGCAACUAGAAGUAUUUUCCAGAGUCCUGCGUACAUCUCUGGCAACAAUUUUAGAUGGAGGAGAAGAAAACCUAGAAAAAAACCUCCCUGAGUUUGCUAAGAUGGUGUGCCAUGGAGAACACACUUACCUUUUUGCUCAAUCUAUGAUGUCCAUAUUGGCUCAAGAAGAGCAAGGAGGGUCAGCUGUCAGGCGGAUUGCUCAGGAGGUUCAGCGGUAUGCUCAUGAGAAAGGCCAUGAUGCCAGUCAGAUCACUUUAGCAUUGGGUACUGCAGCCUCCUAUCCUCGAGCAUGUCAGGCUCUUGGUGCUAUGUUGUCCAAAGGAGCUCUGAAUCCAGCAGACAUCACUGUCCUGUUCAAAAUGUUUACAAGCAUGGACCCACCUCCAGUGGAACUGAUUCGAGUACCUGCCUUUCUGGAUCUCUUCAUGCAGUCAUUGUUUAAGCCAGGUGCCAAGAUCAACCAGGAUCACAAACAUAAAUAUAUUCACAUACUGGCAUAUGCAGCUAGUGUAGUAGAGAUGUGGAAGAAGAAUAAGAGAGUCAGUAUAAACAAGGAUGAACUGAAGUCAACUUCAAAAGCCAUUGAAACUGUUCACAAUCUGUGUUGCAAUGAGAACAAAGGAGCGUCAGAGUUGGUUGCAGAACUGAGCACUCUCUAUCAGUGCAUCAGGUUCCCAGUCGUGGCAAUGGGUGUAUUAAAGUGGGUAGAUUGGACAGUGUCAGAACCACGAUACUUCCAGCUGCAGACUGAUCACACUCCAGUUCAUCUGGCAUUAUUGGAUGAGAUCAGUACGUGCCAUCAGCUACUUCAUCCCCAAGUUCUACAACUUCUUGUCAAGCUCUUUGAAACAGAGCAUUCACAGCUUGAUGUAAUGGAGCAGCUGGAAUUGAAGAAGACUCUCUUGGAUAGAAUGGUGCACUUACUCAGCCGUGGAUAUGUCCUUCCUGUUGUCAGCUAUAUCCGCAAAUGCCUGGAGAAGCUAGAUACAGAUAUCUCUCUCAUCAGAUACUUUGUUACAGAGGUACUUGAUGUGAUUGCUCCUCCAUAUACCUCGGACUUUGUACAGCUUUUUCUUCCAAUCUUGGAGAAUGAAAGUAUUGCAGGCACUAUUAAAACAGAAGGUGAACAUGACCCUGUGACUGAAUUUAUAGCUCAUUGCAAAUCUAACUUUAUUAUGAUAAACUAAGCAGUGGAAAACACGAAGAACACAGAGCACACUAUCACUGCUUUACCAUACUCUGCACCAGAAAGGCUCUGUAACUGGGCAGCAAAGCAGCAAAAAUAACCC